Molecule: messenger RNA, 4207 nt
Organism: Sarcophilus harrisii (Tasmanian devil)
Lineage: Eukaryota; Metazoa; Chordata; Mammalia; Dasyuromorphia; Dasyuridae
Gene: PPHLN1
Product: periphilin 1
Exons: 10
Coding region: 923-2074 (383 amino acids)
Biological process (GO): negative regulation of DNA-templated transcription; negative regulation of gene expression, epigenetic; protein localization to heterochromatin
Cellular component (GO): nucleoplasm
Source: RefSeq, a predicted model, not a curated record
AAUUGGUAGAUAUAGUAAUGUUAAAAAAAAAAAGCAUACUUUUGUCAUUAAACAAUCAUGGUUUUAUUUGCACCUUUGCCUCAACUAUGAGCUUCAGUUUUGCCAUCUGUAAAAUCAGAGUGUUAUACCACAUGACCUCUAAAUUAUACAAAAUACUUCCUUCUACUUCUUUGUUUAUCGCUAUCAUAUACUUUUUAAAGGUAUUCUUUUUCCCCUUACAAAUUAGAUUUGCUGGGUUCAUGCCAAUGUGACAGAUUAUCUUCAAAUAUGAUAUAUAUUUAGUGAUAUACAAUUUUGAUUCAAUAAAAGUGGUACUUGAUGUAGAAGCAUCUUAAAAUAUGUAUGACUAUUCCAGCCAGGAAGAUCCAUCAAGGAGACUGAGAAGGAGCAAUCAGACAGGUAGGAGAAGAGGGGAGGGGAGAGAUGGAUUACAAAAAUCAAGAGAGGAGAGAGUACUCAGGAGAAGAGUGUAUCAGAGGCUGUUAAAAGAUCAUUUAGGAUGAAGAUUGAGAAUGCACUAUUAGAUUUGGAAGUUGAGAGUCCAAUUCUAAUUUUGGUAAAUAAUAGUUUCACUUUGAUGAAGCCAGAUUGUCAAAUCAAAUAAUGCGCACUCUGACACUGGAGCUUUUUACACAUAAUAAUGUUGAAUCAUUGUUUGGCAAAUUGAGCUACUUGACCUUUGAGGUCUCUUCUAAUUUUGUGUUUUUAAGUCUGUAAAUUACAGGGGACUUUAUCUGGGAAUAGAAGUUAUUGAUUAUUUUGACUUGUUGCCUUAGUUUUUAUUACCAAUUUCUGUUUAAUAUCUUAACAUAUACCUUAUACUGAUCCCAGAGGAAUUAUCCUAUGGCCUGCUUAUGUCUUCUUAAUGAAUACACAAUACAUAUAUUCAUACACAUAGUUUUAUAGGUUACAACUGGCCACAAUGCACAGAUUGGUUUUUAGAGAAGAGUUACUGGAUGACUACCAUAGAGUAGUUAAUAUUAUGUCCAAGAAACCACCACUGCUAGACAGACCUGGUGAAGGAAGCUACAGUAGAUAUGGUUACAGUCAUGUUGAUUACCGAGAAUAUUCCGAGGGCCGCAGUUUUUCUCAUGAUCGAAGAAGUGGUCCAUCCCAAAGAGGCGAUGAAUCCAGCUAUCGAUGGACAAGGGAUGAUCAUCCCAUAAGUAGACAGCCUGAUUAUAGGACUCAAGGCAGGUACAUGGGGUAUCAAGAGCCUCUCUGGUCCAUCCUACCUUCUACAAAAGAGUUCAAUAAAGUCCUAAGGGACACUAGAGAUGGCUUUAGAAGAAAGGGUUUCUACUCUUCCCAUUACAUGAGGGAACGAUCUCCUCACAAAAGGGACAAUCCAUUCUUCCGGGAAUCUCCUGUCAAUCGAAAAGAUUCUCCACACAGCAGAUCUGGCUCCAGUGUCAGCAGCAGAAGUUAUUCUCCAGAAAGGAGUAAAGCAUAUUCUUUCCACCAGUCACAGCAUAGAAAGUCCGUGCGUGCUGGUGCCUGCUACAAACAGCAAAAUGAAGGAGAGCCAGGAAGAGGUAAAGAGAGACCUUCUGCCCAGUCUUUGAAAACAUCAAGAGAUACUUCUCCUUCCAGUUCCACAGCAGCUCCCUCAUCAAAGGUGUCAGAUAAACCUAGCAGGCUAACUGAAAAGGAACUUGCAGAGGCUGCAAACAAGUGGGCUGCAGAAAAAUUAGAGAAGACUGAUGAGAAUAACUUACCAGAAAUUUCUGAUUAUGAUGCUGGAUCUUCAGCACCAUUGUACAAUGACCAACCAGAAGAGCCUGAGACAAAUGCUACAGAUAGUAUUGAACUUUUUGAAGACAACCAAGUAACCAGUCGCUCAAAAGCAAUAGCAUCAAAGACCAAAGAAAUUGAACAGGUUUAUCGACAAGACUGUGAAACUUUUGGGAUGGUUGUGAAAAUGCUGAUUGAUAAAGAUCCUUCAUUAGAAAAGUCUGUGCAGUUUGCUUUGAGACAGAAUUUACAUGAAAUAGGUGAGCGAUGCAUUGAAGAACUGAAGCAUUUCAUUACAGAGUAUGAUGCUGCCAAUCAAGAAUUUGGGGAGUCUUUCUGAGAUUUCAUGCUGAGGCAAAAGAUAAUGUAUUCUUUUGUUGUUGGGGUUUUUUUUUUUCUGGAUUAUAUAAAUCCUUAAUAUAUGGAAUAAUUUUGUGGGUAGUUAGGGGGAUAUUUUAGUAUAGUUAACUACACAUUUAGAUAUCUUUAUCAUCAUUAUAUUGAAAGAAUAUCUAAAAAUCUUUUUAUUAGCACUCUGCAAAGAUUCUUGAUCCAUAACUAAGCAUAAGCUUUUUCUGUAGGAUAAAGAGUGUCAAUUCUUUUUUCCAGUAUGCCUCUUUGCAAAAUGAGGUUUAGUUUUCUACAAUUGUGUGUCUUCAGUCUCACACACUAUUCAAUCAUAUACUUUGUCAUGAAAAUUUAAAGUUUUACCAAUUAGAAAUUGCUUUGAAAUCAUUUUUCCAAGUCAUUGAAAACCCCUUGAUUUUAGUUAUCUAGCAAUUCCACAUAACCUGUAUUUCAAAAUUCCAACUCAAAAGUUCUUUGACUUUGAUAACAUGGUUUUUUGCUUCACUUGUUUCUUAAGCCUUAAAACUUUUAAAUAUUCUAAUGAUCUACUUUCUCCAUUAGUUCUGACUACUUGAAGUUAUCCCAGUUUAAAUAUACUAUUGAUUAUUUAUUAAAAAUCCUAAAGCUGUUAACUUCUAGAACAAGAAUAUAGGAAUUUCAAUAUUAAUGUUAAUUUAAAAUCAUCUAUAUUCUUCUGAAUCUCAAAUACUUAUACUGAAAUAUGAGUAUUAUAAGAUCACAUCUAUGUCAGAUGAAAGGGAAAUUUUGUGAAUUUAAAGGUGAGUGACAGAGGCUGAGAUUUUCCACAAAUUUUAGAGACCUAGAAAAAAAAAUCUUUAUCAACAUGAGAAACAAUAGGUUUUUUUCCCCCCAUAGAUCUUUAUUUCAGAAUUCAUCAACUGUCUUUUGCUCCAUGGAUCAUUGGGACAUUAAUAGGUUGUAAGUGAUUUCAGCCUAAAGCUUUGUUUAUUUAGUGCUCUUUAUUAAGGACUCCCAGGACCAUGAAUAUUCUACCAAUUUUUGACAUUAAGCAUGACAAAUUUAUUUUUACUUUUUGUGGCAUUAAUAAGUCACAAAGUUUGAAAUCAUGUUAUUAUUACUGCCCACUUUUUUCUUAUCUUUCCAGUGUCUCUUCUCUAAACUAAAUUCUGCCAUUUUUAGUGGCUUAUUUUGAUAAUGUUUUGAAGGCUCCAAACAGUAGAGACCAAAAUUAUGUUAAAUGUUCAUUUCCAGCUAGCCAUUUAUUUAAAAAUCAUGCUAGAGUGGAAAUAAAUAAGGAAACAGUGUAAGUGGUACCAGAUAUAAUGAGUACCACACAUGAAAAUUGAAAGAGUAAGAGAAAAAUUUAAUUUUAAAUCAAUCCCAAGCUCAGCCUUGCCAAAUGAGGCCACUUUGAGUCAUAGUUUUGAUACUUCCUAUGUUAGUACACAAUAUUUGAAGUAUAAACUAGAAGUAAUCCUUAUCCAUCAUUUAUGAUAUUCUUCUCCAGUGUGUGAGACUAUUUUAUUAGCUACCUAGCCUAGAAAAAAACCUAAGGCAAUAGUUUUAUUACUCACUUCUCCAUUUCCCUUUUUCUUUAAUUUUAUUAAGUAAUAUCACUUAAAUAAAAAGUGAAAAAAUAUAGGAGAGAUACCAAAGAGAAUGAACAAAUGUUUUUUUGUUGUUGUUGAACUUCAUUCAAAAUAGUUUUACUAAGUUAUCAUCUCAUUGCAGAUAUUUAUUUUAAAGUCUACUGGUUAAUCAGUUUAAUAUAAUUUUGUUCUUCUUCCCCUUAAAACAUAGUAUUCAGUAGCUAAAGGUUUUUAACAGUUAGCCAUCAAUAAUAUUUUUGUAGGGAUAUCUGUUAAUUAUGGGGGGGAAAGUAGACUUUAAAGGGAAACUUUGCAGCAUGCAAAUUGAAAUGGGAACUAUAAUAGUUUAUGUUUUAAGUUCUCCUUGUUAAGAUGUUUUUAUUAGAGAGUUAUCCAUUAUUCUCUGCAGAAUAUCCCCAGGUAAUGUGCUAUACUUUUAGUAUGUCUUCUUAAAGCUUUGCUGUGCAUGUGAUUGAAGUUCAAAGGGAAAAUGGAGUUUUGUGAAGCCACCUUGUGUAAACUCUUAAAAACAAAAUAAAACAACCAGUUUAAAA